AUGUCGAAGGCUGCGGAUAGCAUCCUGAAGCACCUGAAGGUGCGACGCCAAAAACAACGGGCCAUCCUCAAAAUGAGAUGCCAAUGUGCCAAGGGAGGACUCGAGUUCGAGCAGCUGGACACUUUCUACAGAGCCAUCAGGCCAUAUCUUUGUGUGGCCCAGCUCUUUGGAAUUAUGCCAGUAUCAAAUAUUCUGAGUCGCGAUCCGCAGGAUGUUAAAUUUAAAGUAAGGAGCAUUGGCCUUGGAGUCACUGGUAUUUUUCUGAUUCUUGGUGGACUUAAAACCUUAAUGGGUGCCAAUCUUCUCUUUAAUGCUGGACUCAAUGCCAAGAAUAUGGUUGGCUUGGUCUUUCUUAUCGUGGGCAUUGUCAACUGGUUGAAUUUCGUUGGCUUUGCUCGUUCCUGGUCGCAAAUAAUGCUACCGUGGAGCUCCUUGGAUAUCCUGAUGCUGUUUCCUCCUUAUAAACGUUGCAAACGGAGUCUUCGGUCAAGGGUCAACAUCGUAGUUCUUACAGUGUUCUGCUUUGCCAUAGGAGAUCAUAUUCUGUACUAUGCCUCCGGUUAUAUCAGCUAUAGUAUGCAUAUUAGGCAAUGCCAAACAAAUCAUUCCCGAAUUACCUUUGGACAUUAUUUGGAGAAAGAGUUCUCAGACAUUAUGGUUCUGCUGCCCUGCAACAUGUUCUCUAUUUGCUAUGGAUUUUGGUUAAAUGGAUCGUUCACCGUUUUGUGGAACUUUAUGGACAUCUUUAUAGUGAUUACCAGUAUUGGACUGUCUCAAAGAUUUCAGCAAUUUGCCGAUCGAGUUCUGGCUUUGGAGGGUCGUCACGUUCCAGAUGCUCUCUGGUACGAUAUCCGACGAGAUCACAUUCGCCUUUGUGAAUUGACCAGUUUAGUGGAUGACAGUAUGUCGAGUAUUGUCUUCGUAUCCUGUGCAAAUAAUGUUUAUGUCAUCUGCAACCAGGCUUUGGCUAUUUUUACCAAACUGCGACAUCCCAUUAAUUAUGUGUACUUCUGGUACUCGCUGAUUUUUCUGCUGGCCAGGACUGGCCUCGUUUUCAUGACCGGAUCCAGGAUACACGAUGCCUCGCUCCUGCCGCUGAGAUCCUUGUAUAUGGUGCCCAAUGGCGACUGGACUCAGGAGGUGCAAAGGUUCGCCAGUCAGCUGACCAGCGAGUUUGUCGGACUGUCCGGCUAUCGUCUGUAUUAUUUGACAAGAAAGAGCCUUUUUGGGAUUCUGGCCACCCUGGUCACCUACGAACUUAUGCUACUACAAUUGGAUGCAAAAAGCCACAAGGAUCUACGAUGCGCUUAA
Molecule: messenger RNA, 1311 nt
Organism: Drosophila rhopaloa
Lineage: Eukaryota; Metazoa; Arthropoda; Insecta; Diptera; Drosophilidae
Gene: Gr61a
Product: gustatory receptor for sugar taste 61a
Exons: 8
Coding region: 1-1311 (436 amino acids)
Biological process (GO): sensory perception of sweet taste; detection of chemical stimulus involved in sensory perception of taste
Cellular component (GO): membrane
Molecular function (GO): sweet taste receptor activity
Source: RefSeq, a predicted model, not a curated record